AUGAGCCUAAUUGCGAUUGAUAUAACACCAUUAAGUAAUAUUUAUCGACAAUUGCUAACAAAAGUAAUUACCUAUAAUCCGAAUAUUCAAGCGGAUGGUUUUAAAUUGCAAUACGUUGAUAAUGAAAAUGAGCGUAUUACAUUUUCAACAGUUGAUGAAUUAAAAUAUGCACUAGCCACAAAAGAAGAAUUAUUAAAAAUAUUCAAUGUAUCAAAGUUCAUUGAGUCAGCAAUCGCUUCAAAUUGUGAUUAUUGUUGCAAAGAAAUAAUUCAUAGUGAAUCGUAUAAAGUGCAUAAUAAACCUUUGUGUAAAAUAUGUUCAACUCGACAACAAGAACAACUUCGUUCGCUAAAAAUCAGUUCAUCAAAAUAUCCACAUUCACAUACAACUUCACAUCCAUAUCACCGUCACAGAUAUCCAAGAUAUCAGAUGUCACCAUCGUUACAUAAUACCUGGUCAGAUAUUCAGUAUACACCAUACAUUCUAUGUUAUUUACUAUCGUCAUUAACAUCGAUUACUCGACAUAUAUAUUACAACCUACACCUCAUAUUUCACAACACCUGCCAACAACUCAAAUCACAGGAAAAACAACUUCAGCACAAAGUUCAUUAUCGAUUAAUUUAA
This is a messenger RNA of Didymodactylos carnosus, 624 nucleotides long. Lineage: Eukaryota; Metazoa; Rotifera; Eurotatoria; Philodinida; Philodinidae. The record is from the annotation of a GenBank genome assembly.